Linum trigynum is the source of this 4495-nucleotide messenger RNA. The record is from the annotation of a GenBank genome assembly. NCBI's taxonomy places the organism in Eukaryota, Viridiplantae, Streptophyta, Magnoliopsida, Malpighiales, Linaceae.
CUUAAUGGAAGGAUACACUCUGUGUUGCUAUUGAUGCUCAUGUACCAGGCUUGUAACCCUCUUCUAAAUCGGGCCUGGGCCCCGGCCCCCAAACUCCCUUCCACCCACAUGAAUUCGGGCCUCGAAUCAAUCCACCCCGACCCCUUCCCAGAAUUUGGGCCUCCGUCCAAACAAAGACAACCAUUGGAACUUGGAAGGAGUUGUUUUCUUUAAUCACAGUGAACUGCCAUAAGAAUAAUAGGUUGGUGAAUCAAAGCCAUCGUACGCUUAAGGAACAAAGGAAAUGUGUGCCGAGGAAGCCCUUCCCUAGUGAGCCAAACCAGAAUAAUCCCAAAGGGUCCACGCUACUGGGCAGUCAAGAAAGAGAUGAUCCAUGGUUUCCGAACAGGCCCAACACACAGUGCAUCUGGGAAGCACAAGAACCCGCUUCUCAAUAAGGGCCUCAGUAGUAGGCAGGGUCCGAUUAAGAAUCUGCCAGAGAAAGACUUUUAACUUAAGAGGAAUAUUGGCUUCCUACAAACGAAUCCAACUCGACCUAUCCAUUCAACUGACCAUAGACUUCCAACCCCCACGACGCUUACCAAGAGAGACUGCUAAGUGAUAGGCCGAUUUACGACAUGUUUGCAUUGUCGAUAUCAAAAGGCUCAUAAAAGGAAGGGUUGCACAUAAUAAACAUCCUCUGAAUCGCGAGGAUUUACAUGUAGUACCGAUCUAAGUUUUAAAAUGUAACAGAUCCAAAAGUCAAGUAAACUAAAAACUCCCUGAUUAAGAACUGUAUCUAUCACCGGGAAACUUCCCAAAUUAUAUUUUCUUUUCUUAUGACGGUACCUUCAUUUCUUAAUUCUGUGGGGGCUGUGUGGAAUCUGUUGGAAUAUCUUUCAAUCCAACUGACCUUUCUUCUUCAAUCCCUUUUCCCCCCACAAUGCUGCUUCCUAUUUCCAUCCCCAGUCCCCACAUCCUGUUUACCUGAAUAUUCAAUUCAAAGCUCGUACCAAGUUGUGGAUAAAUCAUCAAUGGUUCCCAAUUCCCAUCCCCAUUGUUUUUUACGACUUCUUCAGAACGGUGGGAAAUUAAAAAGGAAGUUUUUUUUUGUUUUUUUUUUAUAUCUCAUGUGCGCUUGUGCUCCAAUGUUGACCCGACCCUCCCCUGCCCACCAAUUCCGCCCCUUUUCCUUCCCUUUUGUCCCCUUUUCAAACUUCGCUGCUACCCAUAAAUGGUUCGAUUCAGGGCUCCUGUCAUUGGCUGGGAAGUUAAAAGCCGUUUCUUUCUGUUGGUCAUCUGGGUACCAGUUCGUGAGGAAUUCAAAGCUUUCUUGUCCGUUUCCAGAGAGGAUUCAGUCUCGUUUUCACACCCGAGUUGGCUCGUUCGGUCCAUAGAUAUACAAACAACUGAAGGGUUGCAGGGAAUCAAGUUUACGGAGAAGAAACCUUUUAAAAGUAAAGGGUAGUCGAGAGAUCUGUGAUUGCUCGGAGAUUUUGUUGGUUUGCUCGUCACGGGAAGUCUCACAAGUUCGUUGUUUCUUUCUUCCUUUGCUCCUCCGCCUUUUUGGUUUCUCUUUCUCACAAGACAAGUGCUGUGGAGAAGUAAAAGCAGGAAAGGGGAAGGCUUGUGGAAGGAAAAAGAUCCAAUCUUUAGCACAUAUUUCUCUGAUUGAAGCAAUCUGGUCUUCUGGGUAGUAUAUAACAGAGAGCAAAGCAAGUCCAGAAGCAUAGAAGAAAGAAGGAAAGGAAGGGAGUAUUUGAAGUUGGUCUUCUCCUCUGUUUUGCAAAUCUGGUUUUCUCUUCGCCAUGGACUAUUCUGGAGUAGUUGAAGUUAGCAGGGAUAAAAAUGGGAUUGAUGAGAUUCUACUUCGCAACCCUCGAGGAGCCUCAACUAGGGUAAGCUUGUAUGGAGGACAGGUUCUUUCCUGGAGAACUGACCAAGGAGAAGAAUUGCUCUUCACUAGCAGCAAGGCAAUAUUCAAGCCACCCAAUCCAGUUAGAGGAGGAAUCCCAAUCUGCUUCCCUCAGUUUGGCAAUAGAGGAGCUUUGGAGCAUCAUGGAUUUGCUAGGAAGAAAGUGUGGAUAAUUGAUGACAACCCGCCCCCAUUACAGCCUAAUGACUCCAAUGGCAAGUCCUACGUCGAUUUGCUUCUGAAGCCAUCUGAAGAUGAUCUCAAGUUGUGGCCUCACAGCUUCGAGUUUCGCCUGAGGGUAGCGAUAACAGCAGAAGGGAACCUGGCCAUGGUUUCACGCAUCAGGAACAUUAACUGCAAGCCUUUCAGUUUCUCAAUUGCAUACCAUACCUAUUUCUCCAUUUCAGACAUCAAUGAGGUGAGGGUGGAAGGACUGGAAACUCUUGAUUACCUCGACAACCUUUGCGAAAGGGAACGAUUCACAGAACAAGGGGACGCCUUGACUUUUGAAUCUGAGGUGGACCGUGUUUAUCUGAGUUCAUCAGAUGUGAUUGCUGUCUUCGAUCACCAAAGGAAGAGAACAUUUCAAAUCAGAAAGGAAGGGCUCCCUGAUGUUGUGGUAUGGAAUCCAUGGGAGAAGAAAGCAAAGGCAAUGGCAGAUCUUGGAGAUGAAGAGUACAAGCAGAUGCUGUGCGUUGAUGGUGCUGCAAUUGAGAAGCCAAUCACGUUGAAGCCUGGUGAGGAAUGGACCGGCCGUUUAGAACUCUCCCUCAUCCCUUCAAGUUGAUUGGUAUGCUGCUGGUGGACCAUCAAAAACACUGAUAAAGUAACCUUCUUUAUCUAAUUCAACCAAAUACAAAUGGACAGAGAUGGCCAAACAAGUAAACCUAAUUUUUUGCUUGCUUUGCUUUAUUUCCACAACUAAAGUGAUUGCUGAAGGUGAUAGUUACCUUAGUUGUGGAAAUAGACAUGUAUUCAUAUAUAGCUGCCUCUUUGACUUUUCUUUCUAUAAUGGUGGCAUGACCAAUUUUAGGGGUCUCUGCUAAGAUAGAGAGAGAAAGUGGAGAAGAGGGUGUUUACAAUAAAGUUAGAGAGAGAGAGAAUAUGGGUUAGUCUGCUUGGAUGGAGAUAAUAUGAGGUUUUUAUUUCUGGUGUUCUCCAUGUUAGCAGCAAGCAGGGAGGAGGAAGAAGAGUGUUAUAUUAUUAGAGCAUUUCUUUCUUCCCUUGUGUUAUGAUUUUUUGGUUGAUUUCUUCGGUUUUUAUUUAUGUAAUUUGGGGUUCUUUUGGCCUAAUUGUAAGUGUAUGUAUAUGGAUCUGUCCAUGAUUGUGUGCCAAUUGAGACAUGCUUUUCUGAUAAAUAAAUUGUUUGAUUAUUUAGUGUUCCAUGCUCACAAGGUUUUGUGUUGUUUUAUGGUAGUUUUAAUUUAAUUAUUUGUUAUGUUAAUAUUACCCAUUUUAAUUUAUAAUAUGGAGAUCCCAAAUUUAACUUAUAAAAGUUUACUAUAAUAUAUUUUUUUAUGGGAAUUUAGUAUAAUAUAUUUCAACCCGCUGAUUGUGGUGUGGAUCAACAAAAAGCUAAUUGCAACAAAAAUAAAGACAUUAUCCACAGGGCCCAAAAGCAUUAAUGGACCAGUAAGGCCCGGAUAUGGUCAUAACGAAACGCGCAUUAGCCCACUUGUAAAUUGGGGUGGUCUACAUGCCCACAUGCCCUCGGGCUCACUUUUCCCAAGAUACCCGCCCGCCUCACUUCACAUCUUUAAAUUUUCUCCAUUGCAUGCAUUUUGCCACAUUGGUAAAAAUGCAAGAUAGUAGAUUUGCAUUUAAAGGAUGGUUUAGGAAACCGUACAGGAGGUUAUACCACAAAAGUGAAUGGUAUGGUAACUGUGAUUGAACUGUUUCCUACUGUUAAAACUGCCUACCGUUUCGAGUCUGGUAUCCGAUAUUUCCUGUCCAACCGACCGGUACGGUAGGGUUUUCUAAACCUUGAUUUAAACCAUUGUGGUUUCUUUUUAUAUAUAUAGAAUUUGUGAUGAAACGAGAGAUCACACUGGAAAAAUGUACAUUGAUAAUCAGUAAUCACACUAGUCCAUCUUCGUCUCCCUUUUCCCGCUCUCCUCUUCGUGCCCCAACAUCGCCUCUCUCUUUCAUCGUUUUGUAGUAUGUGUCUCAUUGCCUUCUAUUUUAGUUGUUCCGUCAUCCAACACUCGCACAAUUAGUUCAGUUUUUUCCAUGACUAACAACAAAUAGGGAUGGCAAUGGGUCGGGUCGGGGACGGAUAGUGCAUAUCCGUUACCCUACCCAAAGUAGUUCGAGUUUUACCCAGAUCCAUACCCACAUAUGAAACGGGUAGAAAAUUAAAACCAUGCCCAUACCCGUUCGGGUUUCGGGUAUCCACGGUUAUCCAUGGGUAAUGAUUUCUCUUCAUAACUCCAACUAAUAUAUUAACAUUCACACGUAUUCUCACAUUACGCAAGAGGAAAAGUAUGACAAUAAUUCACUAGAAUGAAGAAAAUUAAUUAAAACAACACAAUUUCAUGAAAAUAUUAUAUUUAUAUGCUAAAUAUAAAAUAUGUUAGAGAAAAAUAAUGACUAUUUCUAGAC